AUGGUGUUCACCAGGCUCUCCUCACAAGAAAAAGACGCCUUCUUCGAGCUUCUAGACGAGUACUUCCAGUCCCGCCCUGAGAUCCUCGCCAACGUUAACACAAGCAAUGAUGGCACCAGUAGCGGCCAAGAUCCAUCUGCAGCAGCUGCAUCAGCCGUUCACCGCGCUCUCGCCCAAAAUCCAGAAGUCACCUCCAAGAUCGUCUCCGCCGGGAUAGCCAGUAAUCCACAAGUGAGCAGUUCCGUAGGAAGAGUAGCAGCAGCUUCGCUAGCGUUCACCGGCGGUGGCUCAAACAACUCAUUCUCAUCUUCGAACGUUUCAAAAUCCCUAGUUCCUUCCCUCCCUUCACGCAGCUCUAGCACAGUCAGCGCAUCCUUACCAGGGUCCGAGAUUGAUAAACUAGUCACGAAAAAGUCGAGCGUCUUGGGCGCAUUCAGGAAAGCACCCGUAACAGCCGUAGUAGCUAUACCCCCUGCAUUCCAAACGCCCAAGGCAUCAUCAUUCGGCCCACCUCCAACUCGGCGCACGACAUCAGAAACGACCGCUGUUGAGCCUUCUACUGCUAGGUCCCCACCACCCAUCCUCCCACGACGUGCAGUCGAACCGGAACCCGAGGAACCACAAGGGGAGUGGGCAGAUGCAUUGUAUGAUUAUAGUAGUGAGGAUCCUGGCGAUUUGGAAAUUCAAUCUGGCUCUCGUGUGCUUGUCACUGCAAAGUCUUCUGAUGACUGGUGGACGGGUCAGAUAGAGGGUCAAGGAAAGGAGGGAUUGUUCCCUGCCUCAUACGUGCAACUGUUGUAA
Suillus subalutaceus is the source of this 801-nucleotide messenger RNA. RefSeq names its product SH3 domain-containing protein. The transcript has 6 exons. Lineage: Eukaryota; Fungi; Basidiomycota; Agaricomycetes; Boletales; Suillaceae. Gene Ontology annotation, cellular component: actin cortical patch; medial cortex; mating projection tip. The coding region runs from base 1 to 801 and encodes 266 amino acids. Gene Ontology annotation, molecular function: protein binding; lipid binding. The record is from RefSeq and is a predicted model, not a curated record. Gene Ontology annotation, biological process: plasma membrane tubulation; endocytosis; actin cortical patch localization.